Molecule: messenger RNA, 2333 nt
Organism: Telopea speciosissima
Lineage: Eukaryota; Viridiplantae; Streptophyta; Magnoliopsida; Proteales; Proteaceae
Product: protein ecdysoneless homolog
Exons: 6
Coding region: 21-2003 (660 amino acids)
Cellular component (GO): nucleus
Source: RefSeq, a predicted model, not a curated record
GGAAGAAGAAGAGGAUAAACAUGGCGGGAGUUGCAGAAGACGAACCAACCUCGGCUUUCUCUCACCUCAAUUCCAGGCUGCCAGAAGACACAGUCUUCUAUGCCAUAUUCCCUGAUUUCUCCGUUAAGAAUAAUGCUAAUGACAAGGACAAUGAGCUAUCAAAUUCAUCGCUUCGCUCACUUCAUCUCCAAAUCCUCAACACUGUUUCUCCGUACGUGGGAGACUACAUCUGGCAGCACGAGCCCUUCAACCUCUCCAUCUCCUCGACCUCUACAUCCAAUUGUCUCUGCUCCAAGCAAAUCCCUCACCUCCACGGCAAAACCAGGUAUGGUGAUAACCUCGAAGACGAAUGGUUCGUUGUCUUCCUCCUCUUCGAGAUUACCCGCAGAAUCCCCUCCGUUUCAGUUCGGGUUUGGGAUACCGACGGGGAGUUUCUCCUCAUCGAAGCGGCUUUCUCUCUCCCUCGCUGGAUUAAGCCGGAUAGCAGUUUGAAUAGAGUUUUCAUAAGGCAGGGCGAGCUUCACAUUAUUCCCAGAGAACGGUUCCCUUCGAAUCCAAGCUUGUCCGAAUCGUUGUGUUUUCUGUCCACUGUUAGUGAGGAAGCUCGGGGAUCGGAUUCUGUGCAGAUGGCUCUGAAGAACCGAAUUUCUGGGUAUCCGGAGAGAGCUCGGUCGAACAUGCAUCGGGUUAGGGUUAGGGUUCCAGUUUCUGUGGCGCAGGUCUUGAAGCGUGAGCCUUGCUUAAUCUCACUAGCGGUUGAGGGUUUCUACGACCGUGACAUUGAUUCCAUGAAGAACGCUGCUCGGAUGGAGAAGUUUCUGAGUGAGGGUACUGGAGAAGAGCUUGUCCAGGUGUCGGUUUGGAUGUCGAGGGCGAUGUAUGCACAGCUCUUGCAGCAGACCUUCCAAGCGCCCAAGUGUUACCCCAUGCCUUCCAGAACUAGUACUUCCGCUUAUAUGGAAGCGGAGCUGGGGAUGAAGAUCACUUGUGGGUUCGAGAUGAUGUAUCAACAGAGACGUUGUCAAGGGUCAGAACUGACGGGGAGCACCUGGGAUGCGUUCAGGGAGAGCUUAGAGUGUAGUGGGUAUUUCAGAGCGCUGCUCCCUGGAUCGAAAGAGUAUCGUCAACUCUUGGAAAAUGCUCAAGAUUAUUAUCGAAAUAGUUCCUUGUUCUCUAGGACCAGUGAAAUGAUGAAUGCCCCUGUGAGACGAAUUGAUGAACUUCUUGCAUUACCACAUUUUGCCAAUGACUUUAGGGGUGUGGAUCUUCCUCCUUCAGAUGAUGAUUCCUGGCUCUACAGUGGUGAGGAAGAGUUGAAUGCUGCCCUUAUAGAAAGGCACAAAGAAAUGGAACUUUAUGAAUCAAAAAAUAAAAAGAAAAAUAAAUCAAAGGAGCAGGAGGAAGUUGGUCAGUCUCAAUUAGAUGAUUCUGGUAUUGGUGAAAUAGCCAAAACAAUGGAAGAAUUUGUCCAUAAAGUCUCAAGCUAUGAGGGUGCAGAGGUUCCGGACAACAGAGACUCGAAAGCAGUGGAUCUUGAUGUGGACCGCUUUAUUAGAGACAUGGAAUUGGCAUUUGGACUUGAAGGUCCGGACUGCAUGGCUAAUGAUUCUGGUAGUGAAGAAGGAUCAUCUUUUGAUAUGGAUUAUGAUGAGUCUGAGGAUGAGUCUCAGCCUAUGCAUCCUUCGGAGCACAGUAAGGACAAAGAACAUAACUUCAUGGAUUCCUAUUCUGAUGCUCUGAAUGAGGAACUGAAGGCCACCACUCUCAAAAAUAGUUUCAUUCGUGCUAGUGAUCAAUCCUCCAAAAAUGAUGAGGGACCAUCAAAUUCCAUGAAGGAGAUGGAUGAGGACUUCACCCCAAUUGAUGUGGAUGUGAAUCUGGUGAAGAGCUUUCUAGAUUCUUUUGCUUCUCAACAAGGCCUACCUGGUCCUGCUUCCAAUUUGCUUGGACUGAUGGGUCUACAGCUUCCACAAGAUGAAACGAAAAAAAAAAUAAGCCUCUAGCCCCAUGAGAAACAGGUCAUGUUACAUUGUGCCUGAUAUCAUUUUGGUUCCGUGCUUCAUACGAGUUAAUCUCAUAAUCCAUCUUCAUUUCAGCUCCCUCCAGAUGCAAUUACUGAAAAGUAGACCCUCUCAGGGAAAAAAUGACAAGGAUCCUGUAUAAUGGCAAUCCUGAUGUCAUUCUGGCUCCAUGCUUCAUACGAGAUAAUCAUAUAAACCAACUUUCUGUGAUGGAUAUCUUGUAGAAAUUGGGCUGUGUUAAGCUUGAUUUGUAUUAUGUAAAUAUUCUGAAGUUGGUAUGGUCUUCCAAUUUUUGUUUGCAAAGAUGGAAUA